AUGACGGAGGCCCGUGCUGCGCCUGCGCGAGGCGACUACGGAGAGCCGCACCAGAGCUCACCUGUUUCCGAUGGUAAGCUGAGGCGGCCGAACCGCGAUGCGUCUGCGCCGGUGGAAGUCCCAGGUAAUCUCCUUCGACUUCCACUGUGCUGGGAAGGGGUGAAGCAAACCUGUUACUUUUCCCUGAAUGGACAAGACACAGAUUUGCUUGCACAUAGUUUUAUAAGGCUUUCCAAAGAUGAAGCUCCCUGCAUCCCAGUGCUGGACCCAGCACAAAUCAUUUGCCACAACGAUUCUGUGUCACUAUCCUGGAGUAGAACUGCAGGUGCAAUAAGUUAUAUGGCAAAUGUCACCAACCCAGGAGUUGAAAGCCUCUACUGCCAUACAGAGGACACGGGUUGCAGUAUUGAUAAUCUGAAGUGCGGGCAGAUAUACAUUGUGACAGUUACGGCUAUCAAUGCUCAGUGUUCAGGUCCAAUUGCUCAUCCAACUACACUUAUAACUGCUCCUUGUAAAGCAACAAAUCUUAAAAUGGUCUUCGAUUGCAAUAUGGCAUUUGCAGUCAUUGAUUGGGAAGCAGCCCUUGGGGCAAUCACAUAUACAGCUACGAUCACUGCAGAAGAUGGGCAAAGGAGGGAAUGCAGCUCAUUAGGACUCAGCUGUACACUGGAUACAUUACAAUGUGGUCAGAUAUAUAGCUUGACUGUGGAAACGUUUGGCUUAAGUUCUAGCAGCAUAGCCAGCUCUUCAGAAUAUUUUCACACAGCGCCAUGUAUACCACAGAAUGUCACUGCACAUGUUGACUGCCAUGCUAAUGAAGCUGCUCUGACCUGGAACAAAACACCCGGGGCUUCUAAUUACACAGCCAUGGUGGUGGGACCAGAUGGAGAACACACUUGUCACACAACAUCCACUUCUUGUGACAUCACACAUUUGAACUGUGGCCUCACCUACCACCUUACUGUCACAGCAUACAAUGGCCAAUGUCAAGGACAACCCAGUGACCCCACAGAAUUUAUCACAGCCCCAUGUAUACCUGUGAAUGUCCUGAGAGAAAUAAACUGUGAAGCUGGAUCUGUAGCUUUGUCUUGGUCGGCAAUGGCUGAUAUUGAAGGUUUUACAUCAUAUCUCAUGGGUUCUGAUGGUGUCAAUAAAACAUGUAAAACCACAGAAAUGAAUUGUACCUUUCCUGGCCUAACAUGUGGAAAUGAAUAUGAUGGUUUUGUGUAUGCUGUUAACAAACAAUGCGAAGGACCAUUGAGCCAAACUGUAAAGAUCUACUCUGCCCCUUGUGUUCCCUUGGAUGUAAAGACCUCUGUUAAUAGUACAGAAAACUCAGUGCUCUUAUCCUGGAAUUAUUCCCCUGGAGCCCUUACUUAUACAUCGUCACUGAUCAGCUUCCAUGGAGAGAGGCAUAACUGCAGCAGUCAGAAUACAUCAUGUCAGGUAGAAGAGCUGACAUGCGGAGAGGUGUACACCACAGUGGUCACUGCGUACAACAGCAUGUGCAGCAGUGGUGAAAGCACUGCUACUGUUUUCAAAUCAGUCCCAUGUUCUCCAGUAAAUCUGGAAGUCCAUGUUACUUCUGAUCUGUUAGUCCUCUCCUGGGGAGAAGCGCCUGGUGCUGUAAACUAUACCACAGAGGUAACUGGAGUUGAUGGAGAGACCUACACAUGUCAUUCAACAAAUACUUCAUGUGCAAUGACCAAUCUGAUGUGUGGUUGCAAUUACUCUGCGUUAGUGACAGCCAAUGGAGAAGAAUUCAGUAGUACAGUCAAUCAUGCAUAUGAAUUUAAAACAGCUCCCUGUACACUCCAAAAUAUACUCAUACAUGUGGAUUGUGUGGCCAAUUCCGCAACGGUUUCAUGGAAUUCUAGUCUGGGAGCUAAGACUUACACCUCUGUAGCUGUUGGAACAAAUGGAGAAUACCUUAUUUGUAACUCCACGGCUACAUCAUGUCAAUUUACUAACUUAACAUGCGGAAUAUCUUAUGAAGUAAUUGUCAAAGCAAUUAAUGAAAUGAGCGGCAGCAGGCCAAGUCUCCCUGUAGCUUUCACAACAGCUCCCUGUGUUCCAGUGCUGAAACCAUUGCACAUCAACUGUUAUGACAACUCUGUUUCAUUGUCCUGGGACAAAACAUUAGGUGCAGUCAAUUAUACCUCAAGUAUCACCAGUCCAACGGUGGAGACUCUCUCCUGCACCACACUGGACACCGAGUGCACAAUUAGAGACCUGAAGUGUGGACAGAUCUACAGCUAUUACUGCACUGAUAAAUACAUUGUAUGCGUAACACUAGUUAUCAUUACAGUUCCCUGUCAGCCUCAAAAUGUGAUGGCAGAAAUGAAAUGUUAUAAUUCUUCAACACUUCUGAGCUGGAAUGAAGCUCCUGGAGCUCUGAGGUACAUGGCCACUCUAACGGGAUUUGGUGAGGAGCAGCUUGUGUGUAAUAGUACUGGACCAUCCUGUGGAAUCUCUGGAUUACAUUGUGGACAAAGCUACAAUGUGACAGUGACAGCGUUCAACAAUGACUGUCAGAGUAUACCAAGCUCUGAAACUGAGCUUUACACAGGUAACUAG
This is a messenger RNA of Nanorana parkeri, 2577 nucleotides long. RefSeq names its product fibronectin type III domain-containing protein 7-like. The transcript has 11 exons. The record is from RefSeq and is a predicted model, not a curated record. Gene Ontology annotation, molecular function: protein binding. NCBI's taxonomy places the organism in Eukaryota, Metazoa, Chordata, Amphibia, Anura, Dicroglossidae. Bases 1 to 2577 code for a protein of 858 amino acids.